Messenger RNA from Talpa occidentalis (Iberian mole), 2586 nucleotides. It is a transcript of the gene PDE6A, whose product is annotated as phosphodiesterase 6A. Bases 1 to 2586 code for a protein of 861 amino acids. Lineage: Eukaryota; Metazoa; Chordata; Mammalia; Eulipotyphla; Talpidae. Gene Ontology annotation, molecular function: 3',5'-cyclic-nucleotide phosphodiesterase activity; protein binding. Gene Ontology annotation, biological process: signal transduction. The record is from RefSeq and is a predicted model, not a curated record. The transcript has 22 exons.
AUGGCAGAGGUGACAGCAGAGGAGGUGGAAAAGUUCCUGGACUCCAAUAUUGGUUUUGCCAAACGCUACUACCAACUGCGCUACCAGGCAAAGGUCGUGGCCGACCUCCUCAGACCCGGGGAGGCUGCUGUGGAACUCAGCCACUACCACCCCCUGAGCAGUGUGGAGGAGAGCGAAAUCAUAUUCGACCUCCUGCGGGACUUUCAGGAAAAUAUACAGACCGAGAAAUGCAUUUUCAACGUCAUGAAGAAGCUGUGUUUCCUCCUGCAGGCGGAUCGCAUGAGCCUCUUCAUGCACAGGGCCCGGAAUGGCAUCGGGGAGCUGGCCACACGGCUCUUCAACGUGCACAAGGAUGCGGGCCUCGAGGACUGCCUGGUGAUGCCCGACUCGGAGAUCGUCUUCCCUCUGGACAUGGGUGUGGUGGGUCAUGUCGCACACUCGAAAAAGAUGGUCAAUGUCUCCAACACCGCAGAGGAUGAGCAUUUCUGUGACUUCGUGGACAACCUCACUGAGUACCAGACCAAGAACAUCUUGGCUUCCCCCAUAAUGAAUGGGAAGGAUGUGGUGGCUAUAAUCAUGGCUGUGAAUAAAGUGGAGGGACCCCACUUCACCGAAAGAGAUGAGGAGAUUCUUCUCAAGUACCUAAAUUUUGCAAAUCUGAUCAUGAAGGUGUAUCAUCUGAGUUACCUGCACAAUUGUGAGACUCGGCGUGGCCAGAUACUGCUCUGGUCGGGGAGCAAAGUCUUUGAAGAGCUUACUGAUAUUGAGAGACAGUUUCACAAAGCCCUGUACACGGUUCGAGCCUUUCUCAACUGUGACAGAUACUCUGUGGGGCUCUUGGACAUGACCAAGCAGAAGGAAUUUUUUGAUGUGUGGCCAGUCCUAAUGGGGGAAGUUCCACCCUACUCGGGUCCUAGGACUCCAGAUGGAAGGGAAAUCAACUUUUACAAGGUCAUUGACUACAUCUUGCAUGGCAAAGAAGAUAUUAAAGUAAUACCGAAUCCACCCCCUGACCACUGGGCUUUAGUAAGCGGUCUGCCCACAUAUGUUGCCCAGAAUGGCCUGAUUUGCAAUGUCAUGAAUGCUCCCGCAGAGGACUUCUUUGCAUUCCAGAAAGAGCCUCUGGAUGAGUCUGGGUGGAUGAUUAAAAAUGUCCUCUCUAUGCCAAUUGUGAACAAGAAGGAAGAAAUUGUUGGAGUGGCUACCUUUUAUAAUCGCAAGGACGGGAAACCCUUUGAUGAAAUGGAUGAGACCCUCAUGGAGUCCUUGACUCAAUUCCUGGGCUGGUCUGUCUUAAAUCCUGACACCUAUGAAUCAAUGAACAAACUUGAAAACAGGAAGGAUAUUUUCCAGGACAUGGUAAAAUACCAUGUGAAGUGUGACAAUGAAGAGAUUCAGAAAAUCUUGAAAACCAGAGAGGUGUAUGGAAAGGAGCCGUGGGAGUGUGAGGAAGAGGAGCUGGCUGAGAUCCUGCAAGCAGAGCUACCUGAUGCAGAGAAAUAUGAAAUUAAUAAAUUCCACUUCAGCGACUUGCCCCUGACAGAACUGGAGCUGGUGAAGUGUGGGAUACAGAUGUAUUAUGAGCUCAAAGUGGUGGAUAAAUUUCACAUUCCUCAGGAGGCCCUGGUGCGCUUCAUGUACUCCCUGAGCAAGGGCUACCGCAGGAUCACCUACCACAACUGGCGGCACGGCUUCAACGUGGGGCAGACCAUGUUCUCCCUUCUGGUGACAGGAAAGCUGAAGCGAUACUUCACAGACCUGGAGGCCUUGGCCAUGGUCACCGCUGCCUUCUGCCAUGACAUUGACCACAGGGGCACCAACAACCUCUACCAGAUGAAAUCCCAGAACCCGCUGGCUAAGCUGCAUGGAUCAUCCAUCUUGGAAAGACACCACUUGGAGUUUGGAAAAACAUUGCUGAGAGAUGAGGGCCUGAAUAUCUUUCAAAACCUCAAUCGCAGGCAGCACGAGCAUGCCAUCCAUAUGAUGGACAUUGCCAUCAUCGCUACAGAUCUCGCCUUAUAUUUCAAGAAGAGGACAAUGUUCCAAAAGAUCGUGGAUCAGUCUAAGACAUACGAAACCGAACAGGAGUGGACGCAGUACAUGAUGCUGGAGCAGACCCGCAAGGAAAUUGUUAUGGCCAUGAUGAUGACUGCCUGUGAUCUCUCAGCCAUCACCAAGCCCUGGGAGGUGCAGAGCAAGGUGGCUCAGCUGGUUGCUGCUGAAUUCUGGGAGCAAGGUGACCUGGAGCGCACGGUGCUACAACAGAACCCCAUUCCCAUGAUGGACAGAAACAAGGCAGAUGAGCUCCCCAAGCUUCAGGUCGGUUUCAUAGACUUCGUCUGCACCUUCGUGUACAAGGAAUUCUCCCGCUUCCAUGAGGAGAUCACUCCCAUGCUGGACGGGAUCACCAACAACCGCAAGGAGUGGAAGGCGCUGGCAGACGAGUAUGACGAGAGGAUGAAGACGCUGGAGGAGGAAAAGCAGAAACAGCAGGCAGCCAAGCAAGUAACCUCCGGGAACCAGUCUGGUGGGAGCCCUGGUCCAGUAGGGGGCGCUCCUGCAUCCAAGUCCUGCUGCAUCCAGUAG